Plectropomus leopardus (leopard coralgrouper) is the source of this 2194-nucleotide messenger RNA. The record is from RefSeq and is a predicted model, not a curated record. Lineage: Eukaryota; Metazoa; Chordata; Actinopteri; Perciformes; Serranidae.
GUGCACCGUAGGAAUCCGCGCGACCAGCUCUUGAGGCGUUCAAAUCGGAGACGCCGCAGACCAACUGGGGUGCAGGCAGCCCACCACCCUGACACCACCGAGACCGACGCUCCCUCUCCCGGACUGACAGGCCAAUCGCAGGCCACCGCUCGCCCUCCCUCCAUCCACAGCACUCUCUCUCUCUCUCAAACACACACUCACUCCUCCUCUUGUUUCUCUCUCUCUUUCUCUCUCACUCAGGUUUUCAUUCCUUUGCGUUCAAUCCGUGCAUCCCCUCCUCCUCCUCCACCACCACCUCCUCCUCCUCCUCCUCCUCACACCUUUUGGUCAGAAGAGGAAGAGGAAGCCCAGCCCAGGGAGAGACGCUGAGAGGAUGAAACUCUGACACGCCGACAGACCACAGGGAAACAAGAGCACAACUAUAAUUGCUAGAAGGCAGCGCCCAGGAAGGUCAGCCAAGAAUUCCGCCGUAGGUGCCAAAGUGAAAUCUACAGGACUACAAUUACUUGGACAGACUGAGGCGGCAGAGCAAAGUGAAUGACAGAAACUGAUUGGCAUAGUGUGGCGUUGACAUUGGACUUCGCUCUGAGCACCAACAAGUGAUUUCUUCUCUUCUCAACAACUCCAGCCUCAGACAGGUUGUAUCUGACGGAGGGACCGGUGCCGCGCUCCCAUCCCCGCGCUCCUUCAACAACAACACUGGUCGAUCAGCACCUGUGGCAGCAGCAGCGAGUUGAGUGACCCAGCUCCAGCCCGACCGGCUUUACCUGUACAUGGAGACCCCCAGCUGGGCAGGAAACACGUUGUGUAAGUCAGGAAGCAUUGCUGUCUUCGGGAACGUGGUGUACAGCGGACUGCUGAACGAUCACCUCUGGCAUUUGGGAGUGCCCCUCUUUACAAGACUGGGUAACCAAGAGGCCACCAACCCCCCAGAAGCGAUGGCCCAGCCGUACACCCCAGCCCAGUACCCACCUCCCCCACAGAAUGGCAUCCCCGCAGAGUUUGCGGCACCGCACCCGCUCCCAACGCAGGACUACACCGGGCAGAGCCGGGUUCCUGAACACGCCAUGACCCUCUAUACGCCCACACAGACGCACAGCGAGCCGGCCGGCACUGACAACAGCACGCCAGCCAUCACCGCCACCACGACCGCACCGACAGAUGAUGUGACGCAAACAGAGGGCUCUCAGCAGCUCCAGCUCCAGCACUCAGACUCUUCAGAGAAGCAGCAGCCCAAAAGGUUACAUGUCUCCAACAUUCCCUUCCGCUUCCGGGACCCUGACCUAAGGCAAAUGUUUGGGCAAUUUGGAAAGAUUUUAGAUGUGGAGAUUAUCUUUAAUGAGCGAGGAUCCAAGGGCUUUGGGUUUGUAACUUUUGAAACAAGCACAGAUGCUGAUCGUGCACGGGAGAAACUAAACGGUACAAUCGUAGAGGGACGCAAAAUAGAGGUUAACAAUGCAACAGCACGAGUGAUGACAAACAAAAAAGUGGCCAACCCUUACACGAAUGGCUGGAAGCUGAAUCCAGUGGUGGGAGCUGUCUAUGGUCCUGAACUGUAUGCCGUAACAGGGUUUCCCUACCCUGCCACAGGCGCUACGGUGGCCUAUAGGGGUGCCCACUUGCGAGGUCGGGGGCGGGCUGUGUACAACACGUUCCGCACAGCUCCACCGCCACCACCAAUCCCAGCUUACGGAGCGGUGGUGUACCAAGAUGGCUUCUAUGGUGCAGAGAUCUAUGGUGGCUAUGCAGCAUACAGAUUUGCCCAACCCACCACCACCGCUGCUUACAGUGACAGCUAUGGCAGAGUCUAUGCAACAGCAGACCCCUACCACCACACGAUUGGCCCUGCCGCCACAUACAGUGUGGGGACUAUGUAAAUACAAAAGGAAGAGCUGUACUCAGUAUUGAUGGACAUCACAGAUGAAAACAACGAAGGGAGGAGAACUAGCUUUAAGAAAAUAACACAAGAAGAAGAAGAAGACGAGAAGGAGUCCCUCUACUGAGGCUGGCGAGGGAAGACGGGAGGCGUACAAAGUGGCGCCGCGGCAGCGGUGUCAAACCAGCCACAAACUUGACAGACGGAGUGAGCCAGUUUCCACCAGGGACCACCUUUUUGCCGGUUAGAAAAAGACAGAGAGAGAAUGAAAAGUGUCCCGUUAUUAUAAAACAUUUUAUUUUUCUAUACUUUUGUGAU